AUGGAUGAAACGGUAGCGUUAGAUUCAUUACCGAUAAAUGGUCAGGAAUGUUCGAAUUUAUCGGAAUCACUACAGAAGAUACCUUAUGACGUUUGUCCAUUGGCAUUACAAUCUUCAAACUUGGCUCCUCAGAGUUCGAAUACGAAUAUCUUUAUGAAAUCGUCCUCUGAAAAGUGUCAUCAAACGCUUAAUGAUAUCGUAGAAUGCUCAUCGAAUAUAAACGGAUGUGUAGAGGAAUCUAACUGCAGUGUAUUAGCUGGAGCACCACAACAGAAUGGAUUUAUUAAAACGAAGUUUGAGGAAAGAUUUGAAAGAUAUAGCAGAAAUGAAUUUGAACAGAAAAACUUCUUGACCUCAGUUUCUGUGUAUUUCUGUUGGACUAUUUUGAUGAUUUUCGCAUUCUUUCGAGAAUUACUUCGAAAGCAUGGCAUCGAGAAGAAUUUUGCAGCUGUUGAAAGACCAGAACAGAAAGAUUUUGUGCCACUUUUCUCAGAAUUCGAAGCCAUUUAUGAACGAAAUUGCUACAUGCGUGUACGGGAUGUUUUUGAACGACCAAUUAGUAGUGUUCCGGGGGCAACUGUAAAACUUUUGGAUCGCAGUUCGGAUGAUUACAACUGGACUUAUAAAUACGCAGGAACUGAAACAGAAGUGAUCAAUGUUGGAUCAUAUAACUAUAUGGGAUUUGCUGAAACCGGCGGUUCAUGCGAAAAAGAAGUAGCAGCAGUUAUAGAUGAGCAGGGAUUGUCUACAUGUUGCUCCAUCCAACAGUUAGGAUUUUCAAAGGCACAACGUGAUCUGGAAAAGCUGGUAGCAGAAUUUAUAGGUGUUGAUGAUGCUAUAUGUUUCAGUAUGGGUUUUGCUACUAAUUCUCUGAAUACACCAUGUUUAGCUGAUGAAAAUUCAAUCAUAAUUAGUGACCAGUUCAACCAUGCGUCACUUAUUCUUGGCAGUCGAAUGUCUGGAGCAACAGUUCGUAUCUUCAAACACGGCGAUAUGGCAAAUUUGGAGGAAAUUAUUCGUAAUGCAAUUGUGUAUGGUAAUCCGAAAACAAAGAAACCGUUCACUAAGAUUUUAAUCAUUGUGGAAGGAAUAUAUUCCAUGGAGGGUUCAAUAUGUAAUUUGCCGGCUAUUAUUGCGCUAAAGAAGAAAUACGGUGCCUAUAUAUAUCUUGAUGAGGCGCAUUCUAUCGGAGCAAUGGGUCCACGUGGACGUGGGAUUGUCGAUUAUUGGGGUUGUGAUCCACAUGAUGUUGAUAUUCUUAUGGGAACAUUCACCAAAAGUUUUAGUGCAGCUGGCGGUUAUAUUGCAGGUAGCAAACGAAUUAUAAAUUAUAUACGAACAAAUUCGGCCGCAACUAUCUAUGCACUUCCGAUGUCACCUCCCAUUGCGCAGCAAAUCACAUCUUCAAUGAAAAUUAUGAUGGGUCUGGAUGGUUCUAAUGAUGGUGAAAUGCGAAGGCAGCGUUUGCGGCACAAUACACGUUAUUUUCGUAAACAUCUAAAACGUAUGGGUUGCAUUGUGUGUGGAUCUGAUGACAGUCCCAUUGUUCCAAUUAUGCUUUAUUAUCCUACGAAAUGCGGGUUUUGGGGUCGCGAAAUGCUAAAUCGUCAUGUAGGAGUUGUAGUUGUUUCGUUCCCAGCAACACAUAUGACUGAAAGUCGAGUAAGAAUUUGCCUUAGUGCUGCUCAUUCCAAGGAAAUGCUCAAUUAUGUAUUGGAUGCAAUCAAAGAGGUUGCCGAAGCAAGCAAUACCUUAUCAUUCCAGAUUAAACAGAAGUAUGCAAAUCUGGCGAUCGAUUGGUAA
This is a messenger RNA of Cercopithifilaria johnstoni, 1803 nucleotides long. NCBI's taxonomy places the organism in Eukaryota, Metazoa, Nematoda, Chromadorea, Rhabditida, Onchocercidae. The record is from the annotation of a GenBank genome assembly.